AUUCCGACUCUCUCUCUCUUUAAACCCCAUCUCCAAUCACUAUAAAACCCUCUUUCCCCCUUCAAUCUCCUCCAUCAAGCCACUCUACACCGUCGUCUCCUCCUCCUCUUCUUCCUCCACAAAACCAACAAGCAGAGAAGCGAUCACCGUCUUCCCCUGUUCCCUUCUACCCACGCAAGGCCAAAGAAAGAUGAACAGGAAGCCGGGUGACUGGAACUGCAGGUCAUGCCAGCACCUGAAUUUCAGCCGCCGGGACAUCUGCCAGAAAUGCUCGGAGCCGAGGUCGUCCGGCGACUACUCUAGCUUCGGCGGCAGGGGCGGUGGCUCGUCCUUCGGCGGGUACGGCACCACCGGAUCCGACGUCCGGCCCGGCGACUGGUACUGCACUGCCCCCAACUGCGGGGUCCACAACUUCGCCAGCCGCUCCAGCUGCUUCAAGUGUGGCGCCUUCAAGGAUGACUCCGGCGGUGCUUUCGAUGCCGACAUGCCACGUGGCAAUCGGGGUGGUUUUGGGUUCGGGUCCUCUUUUGGUGGCCGUCCCGGCUGGAAAUCUGGAGACUGGAUUUGCACCAGGUCUGGUUGCAAUGAGCACAACUUUGCAAGCAGGAUGGAAUGCUUCCGAUGCAAUGCUCCAAGAGACUCUGCUGCAGGUUAAUGACCGCCAUGAAAAGCAGUUGAAGGAUGGAGACUUUGCCUUGGCAGGGGCUUCUCUCCUCAAAAUCACAUUUUGUCAGCCUUUUCUGCAGUUUUUCACCUUCUUCCUAGUUUGGUCUAAAAGAAAUCACUCUGCACACGCCUAUAGGCCCUAGUAGGAGCAACCUUCAUAUGCUCAACGUGUCCUCUUUUCCUUUUUGUUUCCCAGUAUAAUUUAGUACCUGUGUCCUUUGUUGGAGAAAGACUUAAACUUUUAUCUUGAUCAUGCUUUAUAUAUAGUUUUAAAUAAA
Messenger RNA from Nymphaea colorata (pocket water lily), 944 nucleotides. RefSeq lists its product as uncharacterized. NCBI's taxonomy places the organism in Eukaryota, Viridiplantae, Streptophyta, Magnoliopsida, Nymphaeales, Nymphaeaceae. Gene Ontology annotation, cellular component: cytoplasm. The transcript is spliced from 4 exons. The record is from RefSeq and is a predicted model, not a curated record. The coding region runs from base 191 to 655 and encodes 154 amino acids. Gene Ontology annotation, molecular function: mRNA binding.